GGUAAGCAAAACAGUGCCAAAAUCAAAUAUCACUUUUGAUAAUUAAAUCUCUCAAACAGCUAACUCAACUUUUCUUUUUCUUUAAAAUCUGAAAAAACUCCAUCUCCGUAAUUCUCUGAUUCACCAAUGCUUUGAAUCACCAAACCAAAAAAAUUUGAACGCCAGCGUCCUAUAUUUCUCCAGAUCCGUCUCCGCCACCUGUUUCCACCACCGUCGAUCCAUUUCAUCUCAUUUAACGUGCGACGGCGAUCCGCUGGAUCGAAGAUGCCGGUGGCCGCUUCCGCCAUCUACUUCUUGAAUCUCCGCGGUGAUGUCCUCAUUAAUCGUCUCUAUCGUGACGAUGUCGGAGGAAAUAUGGUUGAUGCUUUUCGGAUGCAUAUUAUGCAAACGAAAGAACUCGGUACAUGUCCUGUGCGACAGAUUGGAGGUUGCUCGUUCUUUUACAUGAGAAUCAGCAAUGUAUACAUCGUAAUUGUUGUUAGCAGCAAUGCUAAUGUGGCUUGUGCUUUCAAAUUUGUUGUUGAGGCUGUUUCUAUGUUCAAAUCAUAUUUCGGUGGUGCCUUUGAUGAAGAUGCUAUUCGUAAUAAUUUCGUUCUGAUUUAUGAAUUGUUGGAUGAAAUUAUGGACUUUGGCUACCCUCAAAAUCUUUCUCCUGAAAUUUUAAAGCUUUACAUUACUCAAGAAGGAGUGCGGUCCCCCUUUUCAUCCAAGGCUUCAGAUAAGCCUAUCCCAAAUGCAACAUUACAAGUUACAGGAGCUGUUGGCUGGCGAAGAGAGGGACUUGUUUAUAAAAAGAAUGAGGUGUUUCUAGACAUUGUGGAAAGUGUAAACCUACUUAUGUCUUCAAAAGGCAGUGUUCUCCGUUGUGAUGUUACUGGCAAGAUUCUUAUGAAGUGCUUCCUCUCUGGAAUGCCUGAUCUGAAAUUGGGCUUGAAUGAUAAAAUUGGGCUUGAGAAAGAAUCACAAAUGAAAUCCCGUCCUGCUAAAAGUGGCAAGACUAUUGAGCUGGAUGAUGUUACUUUCCAUCAAUGUGUAAAUCUUACAAGAUUCAACUCUGAAAAGACUGUUAGUUUUGUGCCACCAGAUGGUGAAUAUGAAUUAAUGAAGUACCGUAUCACUGAGGGAGUUAAUCUUCCUUUUCGGGUAUUACCAACAAUCAAGGAACUUGGUCGAACACGGAUGGAAGUAAAUGUUAAGGUUAAAAGUGUCUUUGGAGCAAAAAUGUUUGCUCUUGGAGUUGUUGUCAAAAUUCCUGUCCCUAAACAAACAGCAAAGACAAGUUUCCAAGUAACAUCAGGUCGAGCAAAGUACAAUGCGGCUAUUGAUUGCUUGGUAUGGAAGAUAAGAAAAUUCCCCGGACAAACAGAGCCAACCUUGAGUGCAGAAGUUGAGUUAAUUUCCACCAUGGCAGAAAAGAAGUCUUGGACAAAGCCACCAAUUCAGAUGGAAUUUCAGGUUCCGAUGUUUACAGCCUCUGGUUUACGGGUCCGGUUUCUUAAAGUGUGGGAGAAGAGUGGGUAUAACACGGUCGAGUGGGUUCGCUAUAUUACCAAGGCUGGCUCAUAUGAGAUCAGGUGCUAGAAACACAGGAUUCACCGUUGGCUCGUAUCAGCAAACUUGAAUAGUGAAGAGUGUGUUCGCUUGCUACCGAUUGCAUGUAUUUUGCCGUGAUGGUAAGGUGAAUAAGCCUCAAUUUCCAACUUAAAGCAUGCAGCCAUCCUUUUCCUCUGGUUUCUUGAAUUAUUUGGCAUUUUUUUCCCCUUGUAGUGUUUUUGUUAAUAUGUUUAUUUCAAGUGACUAUUUGGUUUAUGUUGUUUUCUUGUAAAGGCUAACCUUAUUUAGAACAAAAUGUGCCAUUAUAAUACAAUGCUUUAUUGUUUGCAUAUUAGAACACACAUUUUGUUCUAAAUGAUACAUCAUUGUUUUUAAAUGGCAUAUUUGCUAUUGGAAACCUUGUUGGAAUUGGUUUUGACUUUUAA
Messenger RNA from Gossypium raimondii (Peruvian cotton), 1979 nucleotides. RefSeq names its product AP-2 complex subunit mu. The record is from RefSeq and is a predicted model, not a curated record. NCBI's taxonomy places the organism in Eukaryota, Viridiplantae, Streptophyta, Magnoliopsida, Malvales, Malvaceae. Gene Ontology annotation, biological process: intracellular protein transport; endocytosis. Gene Ontology annotation, cellular component: cytoplasmic vesicle; clathrin adaptor complex. Bases 265 to 1581 code for a protein of 438 amino acids. The transcript is spliced from 13 exons.